Messenger RNA from Stereum hirsutum FP-91666 SS1, 822 nucleotides. RefSeq lists its product as uncharacterized. Bases 1 to 822 code for a protein of 273 amino acids. NCBI's taxonomy places the organism in Eukaryota, Fungi, Basidiomycota, Agaricomycetes, Russulales, Stereaceae. The transcript is spliced from 5 exons. The record is from RefSeq and is a predicted model, not a curated record.
AUGUCAGACAACGAUUCCUGGAGCGACGGCAUCCUUCUCAAGAUUGUAAACAUCAUAACCUAUCUUCUAUUCCUUGGCUCGAACGUGUACACCGUCGCAGCUCCCAAUGAUAUCUACUUCACUGGCAAGGAGACUUACAUCACCCCAGCGCCCUGGGCGUUCCUCAUCUGGUCCUUAAUCCACUUGCUCCUCCUCGGCACCAUCGUCUACCAGUUCUUCCCCGAAGGCAAACGCGUCAUCAUUGACGGUAUCUCCUGGCGUCUUCCUCUCCUCGGUGUCCUCAACGCGAUAUAUGUCAACUUAUGGGCCAGCCACCACUACAUUGUCGCCUUCAUCUUCGCGCUCUUGGUUAGCUCCGCUGUGACUCACAUCUACUACGUCGUCAAGAAGCAUCACUCGCCCAGCUCCGUUCCCGACGAGCUCUUUGUCCACUUGCCUUUCUCGCUUUACCACGGCUGGACCACCGUCCUUGUUGUCUUGACUGCGUUCGAGGCCUUCGGUGUCUCCUCGUUCGACCACAAGGCCGGCAUUUGGACUAAGGUCUUCGUCUUCCUCGCCCUCUUCUUCCUCGAAGCUACCGCAGCAGCCUACGCCUUCUCUUCUCCCGAAGGCGAUCUCCCCGCCUCUAUCGCCAUCGCCUGGUCCCUCUUCGCCAUCUUCGCCCAGCAACGCUCCUCCGGCUUCGUACACUGGAGCUCGCUCGUGUUUGCGAUCUUGGCGUUGGUGUGGGUCAUCAGGAGUGCGGUCGGGAUCUUCACGAAGAGCAGGAGGGGUGGGAUCUUGGAGGAUGAGGAGAGGGCACCGUUGGUCGGUGGGAACUGA